Messenger RNA from Passer montanus (Eurasian tree sparrow), 4608 nucleotides. RefSeq names its product target of myb1 like 1 membrane trafficking protein (gene TOM1L1). Gene Ontology annotation, biological process: signal transduction. The coding region runs from base 83 to 1507 and encodes 474 amino acids. The record is from RefSeq and is a predicted model, not a curated record. Gene Ontology annotation, molecular function: phosphatidylinositol binding; ubiquitin binding; clathrin binding. The transcript has 15 exons. Lineage: Eukaryota; Metazoa; Chordata; Aves; Passeriformes; Passeridae. Gene Ontology annotation, cellular component: endosome; membrane.
GGGGCGGGAGGGAGCGGCCGGAUCCGGCGGCGGGGCCGGGCUGCCGCCCCGCAGAGCCCGCGGGACGCUGCCGGCAGCGGCCAUGGCUUUCGGGAAGGCUCCGAGGGACCCGUUCGGCACCGCCGUGGGCAGCCUGGUCGAGCGGGCGACGCUGGGGUCGCUGCAGACGGAGGAGUGGGGACAGUUCAUGCACAUCUGCGACGUGAUCAACGCCACGGAGGAGGGACCUAAAGAUGCAGUUAAAGCACUGAAGAAGAAGCUUUCAAAAAACUGUAACCACAAGGAGAUCAGGCUUACCUUGUCUCUGCUUGAGAUGUGUAUGGAGAACUGCGGCCCAAGAUUCCAGUCUUUAGUUGUGAAGAAGGAUUUCUGCAAAGACAAGCUGGUGAAACUGCUGAACCCAAGAUACAACCUGCCCAUUGAUAUGCAGGAGAAAAUCCUGACCUUUAUCAUGGUUUGGGCACGAGGUUUUCAAGGCAUGGUGGAUGUGAGCGAAGUAAAAGAAGUUUACCUAGAAUUGCUGAAGAAGGGAGUGGAGUUUCCAUCCUCUGACAAUAGCAGUGGUGGAUGUAAGAUUUCACCCCGGCCUUGUGCAAAGUCAUCCCCAUCCUCUGCCAGUCCUGCCAAACGUUCCUUCCUGCCUCUUCCCACAGGCCCCACGCUGUUGUUGACUCCGGAGCAGAUUGGGAAACUGUACAGUGAACUGGAUAUGGCAAAAAUGAAUGUGAGAGUCAUGUCAUCAAUAUUGAAAGAAAAUGUUCCUGGCUCUGAAAAUCCGGAUGAUAUGAAUCUUUUACAGAAAUUGUACAAGACCUGUCGGAUGAUGCAGGAGAGGAUCAUGGAAUUGUUGGUGACAGUGGAGAAUGAAGAUGUGAUUGUUGAGCUAAUACAAGUAAAUGAAGAUCUGAAUAAUGUCCUCCUGGGACAUGAAAGGUUCUCACGGAACAGAGUUCGUUUCCUGGAGAACCAGAGGAUACAGCGGGAGCGGGAGGAGAUGUACAGGAAACAGCCAUCUGCUCCCUCAAGUGAUCUACUUGGCCUCUCCAUAGAUUCUCCAUCUUCUGUGUCUGCAGUGGUGCAAAGGGACCCUGCAGUGUCUCCUUCAGGAGAUGGCCUAUCCGCACACCCUGAAGACAAAACCAGGUCUCAUCCAUCAAUUUACCCACAGCUGGAUGCAGCAACUCCCAGAAAAGCUCAUCAGUCCCCAUUUGCUGCUGAAGCACAAAACAAUAGUUUAAGCAGCCCAGCUGGACACAUAUAUAGCAAUGUGAACACAUACAGCAAUCUGACGAGUCUUCUAAGCCCAGUGCCUCUGAACCCAAUAAAUGUGCAGGCUGGACAGACUGUGCCAUCAAAUGGACCAUCACCAGCAGCUACAUCAAAGAACAAGUCACAGUCACCUCAUUACUAUGAGAUAAUGGAAUUCGAUCCCUUGGCUCCCACUGAAGCUAUUUAUGAAGAAAUUGAUGUUGUGCUGAAGACAGAAGUUAAAAAGAACACAGACUGAAGGUGGAGGUGGAAUCCUUUCCUGAACACUCUCUAGUGCUGGUCCUGUGCAGUGCUUCCUGUAACUACAAGUGAAUAACAGAAGAGGUUUUGCAUUUUGACACAGUAAUUAGUGUUGGAGUACUAAGCUGUGUGCAAGUAGAAGAGUUACUUGGCUCCACACCAUGACAAUUUGUCCUAAAUGUUCAGCUGUGUGUUCUCUAAGGUCACUUGCAUUGUUAUUUUAAAGUAUUUUGGGUGCCUGUAGAAUGUGACUUCCAAAUUUCACCUGUGAAUGAAGUAAGACUUGACACCUGCCACUUGUAAAAAAAGACACAUGACAUUCACAGAAGCUGCAGAAUCCAGUUUCUCUUUGGCCUCACCAUUAUGUUCAUCUCCCUAGAAAUCUAUCAGGGCGUUUUGAGAUAUUUUUUCCCAAAAAAUUAAUCUGAAGUCUGAAGAUGUGCAGUGUUACUUGCCUACAUCCUUAAUACAGAUUUUCCUUUAUUAUUUUCUUCCUAAAAACCCACAGAAUAGUUGGAUUUUUGUCUUGGGAAGAACCUAAGCUGGGACACAAAGUGCUGUCAUCAGUAAUUAACAGAACAGGAAAAAACCCUGCUUGUUCCUGUGUUGUUGUUGUUGCUUUUCUUUACAGAGUAAAUAUUGGAGGGGGAUCAAUUGUUUCUUUCAAUAUUCCUGCCCUGCAGAGAUUCUUCUGGUGAAGGAAAAAUUAAUUAUCUACAAUGCAGAUGAGCAAUAGUUACCCAUUUACUUUAAUUAAGUUGUUUAAUCCUGUUAAUAACCGUUUUAUCUUUUAGUAAGUGCCUUAUCUAUUUUAAUGCUGAAUGUAAACUGUGCACUUUAACAGGUAUAGUUCUCUGAAUUUAUAGCUGAUACAAAAUUUGAGAACUUAGUUCAUAUUCAUACCAGAUAAGCUAUUUUUUUGUGAAAUAACUGCAUUUUAAACAUUCCUUAUGUUAACUGUUUAAGGAUAAGAAGUUCUCAGCUGCUUUUGCAAUUUUUAUAGCAUAAAAUUCCAAAUAAAAGCAAAUGCUUACUGAGAAAGUAAACUCUUAUUGCUUCCAAGUGUUUCUCUAUUUGUGUAUUCCCUAAAAUAUAAAUGUAGGUAGCAUUGGAAGUAUUUUAGUGUGAAACUAAGCCGUUUACUGCAGGACCAUUAGAACAACUUCCUUCUAUCCAAAACACAGCCUUGAAGGAGUGUGGGAAUUUUGUAAGUUGAGGUGAAAAGGUGAGUUGCUUUACUCUCUUUUUUUCUUGCAAAUUUGCAGUGGUCUGGACAGCAGCCUGAGAAAACAGCUGAAAAUAGGAUUGGAGGUGGAUUGAUUUUAUUUUUUCCCCCUACAGCUGGGCUGUAUUGGCAGAACCCCCACAGUGAAGGGUAACAAAUCAAACUGGGCUGCUGCAGUGUAAUCCAUAAUGGGCGAUUGCUGACAGAACCUCUCCAUGUUUAAACAAGCACAAUGAUCACAGAGAUGGAAGGGAAUUGGCUAAUUACCAAGGUUAGAGCCUGUAUUAUAGAAUGUGCUCAGUAUCUGUGCAAAUUUGGGCUUUCAAACUCAGGCAGAGAACCCACGUAUUUAUGGAACUGCCACUUGCCUGGGGAUACUCUUUUUCUUCUAAAAAAUGUGGCCAGAAUAAAGCAAUGGGUGGAGAACUGCCAUAUUCAGUUCAGCUUUCAGAAGGACAAUGGACUAAAGACAACUGAGGUAAGAAGUUGGGCUUUUUUUCCCCUAGCCUGGAUUCAAAGAUUUGUCUUGAUGUUACUUUUUUUUUUUCCCUAAAGCAUACUGGAAUUAUAAAGCUUGCUGCUAUCUUCAUACAGAUAUAUUUCACUUGUGUGGGCUCCACAUGUUCUGCUGAUUAAAAUGCAUUAGAGAGAUGAAAGAAUGAAGUUUUCCAUCUUUAAUAUACAGUAAAGACCUGUAUGUCAUUCAAAAUCUGUUUAACCAACACAAGUAAUUGGUACAAUAAUGGAUUUUAAAGGUAGCAUCCACUUAUUUUCAAAAAAGCAGUUUUUGAGUUACUGUAUGCAAAUAUAGUUGAGACUUAAGUAACUAGAAAUUAUUUCUGAAGUACCAUUGCCUUUUCAGAGUCCAAGCUAACCAACAUCACCCUUACUUUGUUAGAUCUUCUCUGCUGGAAGGCGUAGAGACGUGACCCAGCAGAAGAGAUACUGGCUGCUAUUUUCUGUCUGAAAAUGAGCAGGUUAGUUAAACUUGCUCUGCAGCUUGCUCCUGGUUUGCAAGGCAGUGAUGAAGUGUUAUUAGACCUACUGCACAGAUAAUGCCCAAAAGUUCCAUAACCACCACUUGCACGUUCUGCUGGGGAACAGUUCCCCUGGAGAGCUGCUGCACUGCUGGGCAGGCUCAGGCCAGCUCAGCCUGAAUGGGCUGCUCUUGGUUUUUGAGGAGACACCUGUGCUGUUCCUUCAGUGCAAUUCAGAGCAGCUCUUACACCCUGCCCUGCACUCAAAGCAUGUCAGACACAAGCCAAGCUUGUCUCUUGUGGAGGUGCCCAGUGUAGAGCCCUCUGCAGAGCAAAGUGCACUCAACACCAGUACAGAUACUUCCCAUGAGUGGGACACAACACAGAAAUAAAUGGUGUUUCCAAAUGAAAACCAUCCCACAGAUCUGAUAUGCUUACACUUAAAUUACUGUUCUCAUGAUAAUAGCUUUAGAGCAGUCUGCUCUUACCAAAUGAACUACUGAUUCAGUAAUAACAUGGGAGUGCAUCACCUUCUGAAUCAUCUUCCCCUCCUGUGCCAGGGAGGCUUACACAGAAAUAACAGUCUAACUGUUUAGUUAUAAGAUUACCUUAAUUUAUCAUCUGGGUUUACCUUUUUCUAAAUUAACUUAACAUGGAAGUUAUUUUCCAGAGUCAGCAAUGGAAUUUUAGAUGCUUUAUCAACUGAUUUUUUUCUUCUGUAUUUAAAAGAUCUUCAUUUACACGUUGGUUUAAAAAUUUGCCUUGUGGUAUUCAAAUAAAAAGAUGGCCUGAGAAAACCCUCUCUACUUCAAGAACAGUGUGUUCCCUUCCACUGUCUGAUGAACAAAUACUAUCCAUAAGAAAUGGAGAUACAUUAAGUUGGUUUCCAAAAAAAAA